AUGACUACUCUCACUCAGAUAAAUCAACACGGAGUCUUAGGUAUUCCGAGCCAGAAGAGCUGCAAUGGCUUCAUCGAUAGCUACCACAAGUCCCCGAUAGUGACGACACGCGAAAUUUAUACACACCGCUCUUCGAACGGGCACGAAGCUCAGUUACUGGAAACCCCUGUGAUAACUGGCGAAGCCCAUUUGGAUAGCCAGAGCUUUCAAAAGGCUCUGCUUGCUUCAGACCAAAGAGUACUUGACAUCCGAAGCAAGGGUUCUUGCCCUUUGGACUUGCAUGCAAAGACCCUAGAGGGCCUUUCACAGCCAUCUGGAUCCAAAUUUUUGCCGUCGCUACUUCUCUGGGACAACAAGGGGCAGGGCCUCUAUGGUGAUAUCCUUGAGACGAAGCACUACUAUCCGUACCGUGUAGAAAAUGAGCUUUUGGAACAACAAAUCCACGACAUUGGCAAAAAGGUUGCAUCCACUGGCUGCGAGGUGCUUCUUGAACUUGGUGCCGGCAACAUGCAAAAGACAACGCUCCUACUGAACGCCAUUGACGCUCAUGGAAUACAACUUACCUACUACGCUCUAGACGUAGACCACGCCGAACUUGAGUCUUCGCUUUCAGGGUUGGAAGCCAGGACCAAUCUCCAAAAUAUCAAGCUACGGGGUUUGUUGGGGACUUACGAGGAUGGCGCCAAUUGGCUGUCGACCGCGCAGGAAGUGAGAAACAAGCGCAAAACUUUGGUCUGGCUGGGAAACAGCAUUGCAAACUUCACGCCCCAUGAAGCUAGCGAGCUACUUGGGUCUUUCACGAAGUUGCAAGCCGGCCAGAGCCUGCCAGGCUUCGUUCUUGGUAUUGAUGGGUGCCAAGACAAGUCGAUGAUCGAGUGCGCCUAUGACACCCCGGGAGGACAAUCAAGACGGUGGAUUAAGUAUAUCUUAGAAGCCGCCAGAAACCACUUGGGCCCGGAAGCAGCCGAGCUUCUUGAUGAUGACAAUUGGAGGGUUGAAGGUGGAUGGGAUGCUCAGAAUCUCCGAUUUGAGAACUAUCUUUCGGCUGCGAUUCCAAUUGCCUGCACCAUCGGAGAUACUAGAAUUUCCAUCAAACGCGGAGAGAGAGUGCACAUAUUGCGCAGCGGGAAAUGGAGCAAGAGUGACGUUGGCAGCAUCUGUGCCAAACAAAGCCUGGACAUUGCUGAGUGGUGGAAUGGCUUAGAAGUUGACUACGUAUAG
Molecule: messenger RNA, 1221 nt
Organism: Venustampulla echinocandica
Lineage: Eukaryota; Fungi; Ascomycota; Leotiomycetes; Helotiales; Pleuroascaceae
Exons: 2
Coding region: 1-1221 (406 amino acids)
Source: RefSeq, a predicted model, not a curated record